This is a messenger RNA of Hyla sarda, 3045 nucleotides long. It is a transcript of the gene EWSR1, whose product is annotated as EWS RNA binding protein 1. The record is from RefSeq and is a predicted model, not a curated record. Gene Ontology annotation, biological process: regulation of DNA-templated transcription. NCBI's taxonomy places the organism in Eukaryota, Metazoa, Chordata, Amphibia, Anura, Hylidae. The coding region runs from base 42 to 2057 and encodes 671 amino acids. The transcript has 17 exons. Gene Ontology annotation, cellular component: nucleus. Gene Ontology annotation, molecular function: transcription coregulator activity; RNA binding.
UCUCCCCACACACGGACGCUGAGGUGGUUAGAGUACACAAAAUGGCUUCCACCGAUUAUAGCACCUAUAGCCAAGCUGGUGCCCAGCAGAGCUAUAGUGCUUAUACUGCCCAGCCAACUCAAGGAUACACACAGACUGCUCAGGCAAGCUAUGGACAGCCGAGUUAUGGCACCUACGCGCAACCAAGUGAUGCUAGUUACACACAGGCACAAACCACUGCCACAUAUGGUCAGACAGCGUAUGCUACUGCUUAUGGGCAGCCUCCUGCUGGUUAUACUGCACCAGCAGCACCUCAGGCCUAUAGUCAGCCAAUACAAGGCUAUGGAACAACAGGCUAUGAUAGCAGCGCUGCAACCACUGCAACAACCCAAACUUCAUAUGCAGCACCAUCUGCUUACAGUUCCCAGCCUGCAUACCCCACCUAUGGUCAGCAACCUGCUACUACUGCUCCAGCAAGACCUCAAGAUGGAAGCAAACCAGCAGAAACCAGUCAGCCUCCUCAAAGUUCAGUGUCCUAUGCUCAGACAAAUAUGGGCUAUAGUCAGAGCAGCUAUAGUUAUCCCCAAGUCCCAUCAAGCUACCCAGUGCAACAAGUGACUGCUCCUCCAUCUUAUCCACCUUCAAGCUAUUCAACAUCCCAGCCUUCAAGCUAUGAGCAGAGCUCAUACACUCAACCCAGCUCAUAUACUCAACAAAGUAGCUAUGGACAGCAGGGCUCUUAUUCUCAGCAGAGUAACUAUGGCCAGCCAGGAAGUUAUGGGCAGCAGAGUGGCUAUGGGCAGCAAAGUGGCUAUCAACAGCAGCAGCAACAAUCGCAGCAGCAGCAACCUCCUCCUACAAGCUACCCACCUCCAUCUUCAAGCUAUGCCAGCCAGCCCUCAAGUCAAUACAGCCAACAGAGUAGUAGUGGCUAUGGCCAACAGAGCAGUUACCGUCAAGAUCACCCUAGCAGCAAGGGAUCAUAUGGUCAGGAGCCUCACCAAGGCUUCUCUGGCUCUGAAGGGCGCAACUCUGGAGGUUCAGAGCCUCGUGGCAGAGGUCGAGGCAUGUUUGACAGAGGUGGCAUGAGCCGCGGUGGUAGGGGAGGCCGUGGAGGCAUGGGCGGUGGAGAGCGAGCUGGCUUCAGUAAGCCUGGUGGACUUCUGGAUGACGGCCCUGAACUUGAUUUUAUGCCCCCAAUGGAACCUGAAGAGGAACCAGAGAACAACACAAUCUAUAUGCAGGGUCUAAAUGAUAAUGUGACGGUUGAAGAGGUGGUGGAAUUUUUCAAACACUGUGGUGAAGUGAAGAUGAACAAAAGAACAGGACAGCCUUUAGUUAACCUUUUUACCGAUAAGGAGACUGGUAAACCAAAGGGUGAUGGAACAGUUUCAUUUGAGGAUCCACCUUCUGCAAAGACUGCAGUGGAGCUCUGUGAUGGAAAAGAAUUUCAGGGGAACAAACUAAAAGUGUCCUUGGCCCGCAAGAAGUCCCUUCUUGGUAACAUGAGAGGUGGAUUGUUGCCUCGUGAGGGUCGUGGUCAGCCUCCACUCCUUAGAGGCGGUCCCAUGGGCCGAAUGGGUGGCAGAGGGGGUGAGCGUGGUGGAUUCAUGCCUAGAGGGCCACGGGCACCGCGAGGAAGUCCAGUUGGUGGCCCCAACGUACAGCACCGAGCAGGAGACUGGCAAUGUCCAAACCCGGGUUGUGGAAACCAGAAUUUUGCAUGGCGAACAGAGUGCAACCAGUGCAAGGCACCUAAGCCUGAAGGCUUUAUUCCUCCUCCAUUUCCACCUCCAGGUGGUGAACGAGGUAGAGGAGGCCCAGGUAUGAGGGGAGGCAGAGGCCUUAUGGACCGUGGCGGCCCAGGGAUGUUCAGAGGUGGUCGUGGAGGAGAUAGAGGAGGCUUUAGAGGCCGUGGAAUGGACAGAGGUUUUGGUGGAGGAAGGAGGGGUGGUCCACCUGGACCUCCAGGGCCUCUAUUAGAACCCAUGGGAGGAAGAGGAGGCGGUAGACGUGGUGGCCCAGGGAAAUCUGACAAGAGUGAUCACCGCCAGGAGCGCAGGGAGAGACCCUACUAGCAGUUUAAAGCCUCCUUUACUACCAGAUUUAUUUUUUAAGCCAGAAAUGUUUUAAAUUUAUAAUUCCAUAUUUAUAAUGCUAGCAUGGAGUCCUUCCAUUGUUACAUUAUGACUAUACUUUGUCUGUAGUUAUUCACAAUUUGUGGAGAUAUUAAAAUGGAAGUUUAAUGGUAGUACCAAUGUUUUUGUUUUAUAUUUUUCCCGAAACCCAAUAAUUCCAGGCUUUGUCUGUAAAAUAUACAUUUUAAGUUUUACAGAAGUGGAUUUGUCAGCAUGUACAACUUUAAAGGAUGGAGAGUGUGUGACUAUUAAUUUCUCGGCUUGUUCCAUCAUACUUGGCCCAUUUUUGUGGGCCACUGUUGAGCUCGUUUCCCCUUUCAAGUGUUUAAAAGAUCAGGGUUUUAGUAUGAUUGAUACAUGUUUGCUUUUUCCUGUUUUUGCAAGAAAUUUUUUUUUUGGGGGGGGGGGGGGGGGGAAAUGUUGUGAAUUUUAUACUUUGGCUUGUACUGGUUGUUGACUCCCACAUUACAAUAAUAAAACUCUGUAAACCAGUGUCUAAUAUAAGGUUUCUGGUCUUGGAUGAAUAAACAAUCAGAUUUCAGAGCAAUGUUAAAUUAUCAGUGGAAAAUAACAUCACACAAGGCCUAACACAGCAGAUCUGUUCCAAUAAAAAUCUAUAGUCUAAAAAUGAAAGAAAGUUGACUGGUUAUGGGCAACAGACAGAUUUUCUCUUAAACAAGCAGUUUUAGGAACAAAAGCUAGCUUGGUUUCUUCAAGAAUGGCUAUAAAUAACACCAGUCAUUUAGUUGAUUAUCACUCAUGAUUAACUAAAGAAGCGUAAUCCUUUUUAAUCCUAGAGGAUUCUAUGAAUGCUCAUUCAACACACAAUGGUUGAAAGGCUGACUUAAAGUGAAUGCCACUAAAGUGUUUUUUGUUUUUUUUGUUCCAUUUUUACUGCUAAGAAACACAAUAAAAAUACAUGUUUCUG